Puccinia graminis f. sp. tritici CRL 75-36-700-3 is the source of this 4413-nucleotide messenger RNA. RefSeq lists its product as uncharacterized. The record is from RefSeq and is a predicted model, not a curated record. Gene Ontology annotation, biological process: TORC2 signaling. Lineage: Eukaryota; Fungi; Basidiomycota; Pucciniomycetes; Pucciniales; Pucciniaceae. The coding region runs from base 869 to 4258 and encodes 1129 amino acids. Gene Ontology annotation, cellular component: plasma membrane; cytoplasm; TORC2 complex. Gene Ontology annotation, molecular function: phosphatidylinositol-4,5-bisphosphate binding. The transcript has 4 exons.
GCGAAUACAUACCCGGUUCGGGUGUCGGGCUCGGAUGUCGGACAAGCUCCAAGCGAGCCAGACGCAAGCCGAGUGGUAUGCUCUGUGGACCCAUGGUGUUUGUCCGCAAUGAUAGGCUGCAGUUUCUGUUUGGUAAGGGGUAAUCUUUUAUUCGAUGUGUUGAUGAUUGAAAUGGAAGCUUGAUGGAUGAUAAGUAAGAGGAUUAGAGACAAUUACAACCUGCUCAUGAUGGGGGGAAACAGACAAAGGAAUCUGGAUACAUAGUUGAAGUGAUUACUCGGUGGGUUUGUAGGGAGGGAACUGAUUGGGAAAAUCUAUUAAUUGAUAGAUAGAUGUUGUUGAGUUGAUUGUAGUACAGCCACACCCACCCAAACCCACCAACAACCAACCAACAAAAAAACAACGACGAAAGCAAGAAACACCAUGUCCUUACUGGUCGACCCUCAAUACUUCCUACAUACCCUCAAACUCAACUACCUCAGAAGACUACCAGACCCAAUAGGACCAUCCUCAAUCUCAUUCCCAUCAAACCAAACAAUCCAACAAGAAGAACAAGAACAACAACAAGAACCAGAAGCAGGCCCAUCGAAAACAACAACUACUACUCAAACCCACCAUCAUCUCAGCAAUCCAUACAUUCAACUCUCAGGCCUAGCCGACUCACAACGAUGGCCAGAAUUACUCGUACGAGGCAGCCCACCCGAACCUCUCCCCAGUCCUCAACCAACACUCAAACGACCAAACACCAAUCAGAACUCGAAGGAGGCGAGCAGAUGGCAACCAAGCACCAAACCCACCCUCUGGCGGUACCGGACUACGCUACUCUGAGACCAUCGUCGGCCCAAAGGGAUCCGGCUUGGGGGCUGGGAUGAGAGUCUCUGGAAGGAAAUCAAUCAGAACAUCCAGGCAACCCUCCAGACUGAUCACCGACCUCAAUCCAAUCACCUCAACCCCUCCCACUCAACCACCACAGCCAGCAACAUCCCAAAGCAGCAAUCAACCACCACUGGAUCGAGCUCAUCACCAAACCACUCAGAAUCUCGACGGUAAUCCUGCUGCAGGUGCGCUGGCACUGACUGAAGGUCGGACGACUGUGAUCCCCGGAGGUGGACUGAAUCCUGAAGAUAGUGAUGAAGAACCAAACCCAGCCUCCCGUCCCUCACAACUCUCAAACCAAGACGAAUCUCAGGAUAGAAGACCGAUCUCCCGUAACCCUACCAACACCACCAUCAAGACCCACCGUCGUCGAAUCUCAGCCAUCACCUUUGCAAGUAACCCACUCAGUUUCGCCAGUCCACCCGGCUCAAUCCUCAACCUCAGUCGUAGUCGAACACGCGCCCAACGGGGACACUCGAUCAGCUCGAUCGCCACCACCAAUACCGUCAUCUCAUCUGACUUCAGUGAACAUGCCAAUCAGACUUUCAAUAGUCCAACCCCUAGCCAUCUACCCUUGAAUGCGGAAAACCUUAAUAGUCGAGCGAACGAUACCAGCGAAAUCACAGAUCAACCCCCUAGUCCGUUUACUCAGCCUCCUCUUGACUCGGAGAGUAAUGCCGACGUCUACUACUCAACCGAACAUGACCCUGAUAAACGAAUGUCGGACAUGCUAUUUACUUACAGGCCCUUUGACGCCAGAAGAUCAACUCAGAUCGUCGGCAGAGUCGAAUUAGAACCGGCACCAUUGCUCGAAGCAGACAAUGAAGAUGAUACGGGUGAUGAAGAUAUUGAGACCGAUCAAACCGAUACCGGUACCGAACUAGGAGAGGAUGAUAGCAGCUUCAACCUGGAGGAGAUCGGUGAAGAUUCUGGGACGAUGGAUGAUAAUUUGAGCAUCAAGAGUCGAAGAAGGAGGCCGAAACGCGACCUGAGUUCGAUCGGAACCAGCUCGAUCGAUUUGAUGACCCCUGCAGACGAGACGAAGGACUCCCUGAACAAAAGCCUCUCGAGUGGCCUGGCCACUUCGAUCGUCGAAUCCAAUCCGCUCAACCGAACUAAUGGCCAAUCUCCCGACGUACUCAUAUCUGUUCAUGGUGUCGAACGUGGUGGAAACGGGAACCAAUCUCCUCCGAUGGUACGUCGCCGGGAGAGAAGAAGGGUGAACAUCAAAAUGGGCAAGCUAGUUGGACCUCCAAUUAUUGAAGAAGACUCAAUCGGUCCAUCGGUCGACUCGGAUUCCCCACCCAUCAAGGUCGUCGAACCACUAGCACCAGGCUUAAGACUUCAGAGAGGCACCUCAUCAGUCGCAAGACCUUCCCUUCCUGAUCUUCGUCAGGCGAUCGGCAAUCCCACUGCUAAUACAAGCACUCAAGAAACGCCCCGUCAACAAGAGACCAGUCAGACAUCUGGGCCCAUUAGCAGUUUCAGUCCAGGUCGCGCACGCGCUCUGACGACGCCAACCCCGAUCCCUGGCUUGGAACUCAAUCCGGUCGUCUCCAAAAUCAAAGAGGAUGAAAUGAAUGAUGAGAAGGCCGGCGGAGACACUUCUUCCGGGUCUGGUCAACGCACUUUCCCCAGAAAUCGCUCCGGUUCCGGUCCGAUCGGCAUGAGCAGGAUCCGCCGGAGUCUUUUGCAAACUGGAGGCCAGAAUCCAAGCCGACCUCAAUCCAGCAGUGGUCCCAUCACCCCAACACCACCAACCAAUACUUCUUCUACUCAAGUCACUGAACAGCCUAAACCGGCGCCUGCCCCCAAACGAGCUCGAAAACCCAAACGGGCUCAGCUGUCGUUCAAGAAGAUCGAGCUCGAGGAUCCCAAGCUGAAGAAACCGGUGGUUCAGAAAUCGAUCUUGACACAGCUCUUGACGGCCCAGUCAGCAUCCUCAUCCGGCGACAACCCGUUCCGAUGUUUCUAUGCGCUUCUGGCGAGUAAGGAACGGAAUGCGCUGAAGAUCUCGUUGUAUUAUCCGUUCUCGAAGGAGCCAAGCAAGCCGAUCAAGAGCUCGAUGAAGGCCGAUGUCUGUGUGGAAGAAGUGGUGGGCUUCGCACUCUGGAACUAUGUCGAAGAGAACCGCGAGCCCAAGUUGGGCGAGAUCAAGAACUGUCCGGAUGGCUUGGAUCUUCACGAAACGUUCGCCUGGUGCUUGAGGUUGGUCGAGGAUGAUGGCGAGGUAGAUGAAGACUUCCCCGCUCUCGAUCGUACUAGACCUGCUGCUAAAGUCGGUAGUAAUGAGUUUGCUAUCGUGAUGGCGACUGAAGCACAAGCUAAACAAAACGAAGCAGCUCAAACGCAAAUUCAAAGGAGACCCUCACGGGUCCUGGGAGAGCCUAAGCGAGUAACACGGGCAGCGGUUGAACCGACUGGCUCAGUUAACACGGGAGCGGCCAGCUUACUACCGCCACCGAUCAAUGCUCUGAUGGGCAAUUCGGGGACGAUAUUCGAUGGAGCUCGAGGGGUAGGAGGAGGAGUGAGUGGGUCGUUAUUGACCGGCGGAUACAGUUCGACGCCGCUUGGGGGCAGUUCGUUCACGGGCUCGACGGUGUAUCUGAAGGUGCGGAUCCCGUCGCCGGGGAAGGGGGUGGACUCGAUCAACACGACGUUGAAUGUGACGAUGGACAUGUAUCUGGCGGAUGUGCUGGAGAGUCUGGUGAAGAAGAAGUCGCUGGGCCAGGUCAAGGACUGGGCCCUCCUCGUGCCCUCCUCUCCCUCCAUCCCUGCCCACCAACGCGAUAUCGUCGUCCCCCUCGACCGCACCGUCCAGUCCUUACAAGGCGUCAACUCACUCGCCCUCGUCAAACGCUCCCAGGUCUCCUCCAAGCUCCUCCGCAAUACUCAACUCAACAGUAACAUCUCUGCCCAAAACACGAACCCUUCCGCCUCGAUCUUCAAACGUCUCUCCGAGAUCCCCCAACCUAAAUACGUCUCGAUCACCGACCUGACUUCCUCCUCUAAGAGCUUCCUCAUCCAAACCAAACGCCGAGGCAUCCUCGGCAAAUCCGAUCGGCUCUUGACGAUCGAAGAUGAUUAUGUACAUAUCGCUCCCAACCAUCAGUCGAUGAUCGCUAACAAUCAUCAUCAUCAUCAUCAUCUUGCUGGUAACGAUACUAGUCUCGUCAGUAGCGCGAAUGGGAAAGUCUCCUCCUAUCACAUCUCCCAAAUCGUCGACUGCAUCCAUCGUCCACAGGCCGGCUUUAAGUUGGUCGUCCUCAGAGACUCCGGCGAGAAGCGGUAUGAUGUCGAGGCUGAAAAUGCCCAGAGUGCUAUGGAAAUUGUUCGGCAUAUUAAAGGAUUAAAAGAAAUGUAUCAUAGUACAAGGACUUGAACACAAAAAAAAAAUUAAAUCAGAUUCAAAAUGUGAAAAGAAUAAAAUGAAAUGAUUGAUUGAUAGUCGAAGACUCCAUCCAAUUCAAACUCGUCUCUUUUUUGUCUCAAUAUAUUGAUCUUAUAUAUAUACAUCCACUUCCUUUUAUCCCCCCC